AUGAAGGAAUCAUAUUAUCCUGACGACAUUAUGCUCUGCUUUGUACAAGGUUUCGGGGAUCGUGAUAACGGAUAUAAUAAAAGUCGUGAGGUUGCUGAAUGUGAUGUUAAUUCGAGUACGUUGAGGAGGAAGCAAAAGCGAAAACGAGUGCCGAUUGUGAAAGACCCGAAUACUGAGUUAACACUUGGUGCCUACAGCGACGUCGAGAUAAGAAGAGAAAUAAAUUUGUUAGAAUCUUCAUCGAAAGACAAAUUCCUCCAGGAUUUGCCAGAAGUAAAAAGAAGCUUCAGCGACAGGUUUUCAGUAAUUACCGAUGGAAGCGGAAGGAAGGGUCCUAAAGGUCUUUUGACCAUAAGAAAGACUUGG
This is a messenger RNA of Brenthis ino (lesser marbled fritillary), 366 nucleotides long. Lineage: Eukaryota; Metazoa; Arthropoda; Insecta; Lepidoptera; Nymphalidae. The record is from the annotation of a GenBank genome assembly.